GCCGGCCGUGCCCGGUGGUGCAGCGCAGCGCGGCUAUGGCGGGGGCGCUGAGGAAGACCACUGGGCUCGUGGGAUUGGCUGUGGCUGAAAACCCCCAUGAGCGCCUGCGAAUACUGUACUCCAAAAUCCUUGGUGUCCUGCAGAACAUCCCCAGAGAUGCAGCGUAUAGGAAGUACACUGAGCAGAUUGUAAAUCAGCGCUAUAAUUUGGUGCAAACAGAAACUGAUGUGCAGAAACUACAGGACAAACUGAAUGGUGGUCAAAUAGAAGAAGUCAUUGUACAGGCUGAAAAUGAGCUUUCCCUGGCAAGAAAAAUGUUACAGUGGAAACCAUGGGAGCCUCUAGUUGAAGAACCUCCUACUGACCAGUGGAGAUGGCCGAUAUAAUACUGAAAAUGGUGUAAGCUCUUGAAAGUCAAAGAAGUUAAAAUAUAAUCUAUUACUGACAGUACCUUUAAAUUAAAAAAGUGACUUCAUAAAACCAUGUUUUGUCUUAAUGUCCACUAUAUAUAGCAAUCUAAGGAUUGCUACCAGUUUGUUGCAAAAAAUGGCUUUAAGAACAGUCAGCUUCUUUACAACCAUUGAUUCAUUGAUUUUUGUCAUUUGCUGAUGAACAGGGUAUUUAUUUGUGCUUGAUAAUGUUACAAUCUGUAUUUGUAUAUUAGCAGAUACAGGUAUUUCAUCUGAAAUCAAAAUCAGACUUGUAGAAAAGCAUGAUUCUGCCUUUUUCUCCCACUGAUGGUUGUAUAUUUCUGCCAUCUUUGUAAAGCCAGUACCUGUGUCUGUAUGACCACGCAGAUACCAGUAUUAGGGAUCUGAUGUAAUGCAAGUCAGGCUUACCAAAAAUAACGUCUUUUAGUUUUCAGCUGAAUCACUGUCUCAAACGAGCUGACUCCACUGGCCAUAUAAGCAAUAAUUCUGGCUCAGGGAGGUGCUGAGAAGCAGGAAUGGGUUUCUUGAUUUGCAGGUAGCUUACCAUACUUAGCAUGAUAUACAUGGCACAAAACUUUAAUAUCGCUCUAAUUUUGUAUGUAUAGAGAAUUUGGUUUUGUAUAUAAGCAUGUACUUCAUAGGUUCAUUUGUAUGUUACUGAUUCAGACCUGGAAUAUUACUAUUAAGAAAAAACG
This is a messenger RNA of Gallus gallus (chicken), 1126 nucleotides long. RefSeq names its product NADH:ubiquinone oxidoreductase subunit A5 (gene NDUFA5). Gene Ontology annotation, biological process: respiratory electron transport chain. The record is from RefSeq and is marked provisional. NCBI's taxonomy places the organism in Eukaryota, Metazoa, Chordata, Aves, Galliformes, Phasianidae.